Messenger RNA from Ceratosolen solmsi marchali, 1552 nucleotides. Its product is annotated as cytochrome P450 9e2. Bases 9 to 1538 code for a protein of 509 amino acids. The record is from RefSeq and is a predicted model, not a curated record. Gene Ontology annotation, molecular function: heme binding; oxidoreductase activity, acting on paired donors, with incorporation or reduction of molecular oxygen; iron ion binding. Lineage: Eukaryota; Metazoa; Arthropoda; Insecta; Hymenoptera; Agaonidae. The transcript has a single exon.
GUGCCAGAAUGGCCGUCACGGGCUUCGCUCUCGUAUCCGUAGUUUUAAUUUUGUUCCUGCUUUAUUGGUUUUUAACGAAGACAUUCAAUCAUUGGGAAAAGUGCAAUAUACCAUAUUUGCGAAAUGCAAUUCCUGGAUUUGGGCAUUUGUUGCCUCUUCUUACACUUAGAGAGAAUAUAGCAUUAUUUUCAAACAGAGUAUACAAAAUGUCGGAUAGUAGUAUGACUGGUUUUUAUUUUUUACGACAACCAGCUUUGCUCGUACGUGAUCCAGAAUUGAUAAAAAGCAUUCUGCUAAGCAACUUUUCAAGUUUUCGUAAUAAUGGGAUUGUAUUGAAUGAAGAUGCAGAUCCGGUUUUAUCGAAAAAUCCAUUCUUCACGGGUGAUUAUCAGGCUUGGAAAAUUGCAAGAGCCCGCGUGUCCAAUAAUCUUUCGAAACUCAAGUUAAAUUAUCUAUUUGUAAUAGUGAACGAUGUAAUUUCAAAAAUGGUUGAUUUCAUCGAUAAGAAAAUUGAGAAAGAUGGUAGUGUUUAUGAAUGUGAAUUGAAAAAGGAAUUUUCACGAUAUACUGGAGAAGUUGUUGCUAAUGCUGCGUUCGCCAUUAACGGCCAGAGUUUUAGCGAUAAUCCCGACAAACUCGCAUUUACAAAUGUCGCUAAUACGCUAUUCGACACAAAUUUCAUCAAUGGUAUUAAGCAAAUGUUAAUUUUCUUUUUGCCGAAUGUCGCGCGUCUCUUGAGAGUAAACUUUUUACAGAAAAGUACAGAUUUAUAUUUGAGAGAGAAUUUAAAGGCCAUUAUAAAGCAAAGAAAGCAAGAGAAUAGUCAGCCCAAGGAUUUUCUUCAAUUUUGUAUAGAUUCAAAUACUGAAGAUAAUAUAGACGGCAUCAUUUCCGAUGUAAUUGUGUUUUAUCUCGACGUUUUGGAAACUACAAGCACAGUCUUAUCAAUAUUAUUUUAUCAUCUCUCUGAAAAUCCGGAUGUGCAAGAAAAGCUACGAGCUCAUGUAAAUUCGGUACUUAAAGAGACUGAUGGCGUAUUAACCUUCGAGUCAUUGAAAAAUAUGGAUUAUUUAGAGGCAACGUUAAACGAGUCAUUACGAUUAUUACCACCAUUCGGAGUACUUACAAAAUUCUGCACUAAAGAAAUUACUCUAACAGGAUCUGACAAUUUGAGUUGCGUAUUACGACCGGACGAUCGAAUUUUUAUCUCAUUAAAUGGUCUUCAUUCGGACAGCAAAUACUGGCCGGAGCCGCACAUCUUCAAUCCAGAAAGAUUUACUAAAGAAAAUCAAAAUAAUAUAACGAAAUUUACGUUCUUGGGAUUUGGUGAAGGACCUAGAAUCUGUGCUGGUAUGAGAUUUGCAAUGAUAUUGGUGAAAGUCGCGACGGCAACGUUAUUGAGCAAAUAUUCAAUCGAGCAUUCCCAAAAAACAAAAUUACCUUUUCAAUUUGUUACUACAUCAUUUAUAACGUACAUACAAGGAGGUUUGUGGGCAAAAGUCAGAAAAUUAAGUGAAUCGAACGAAAAUGAUGUUUAAAGCAUCGAUUGCAC